Molecule: messenger RNA, 1588 nt
Organism: Astrephomene gubernaculifera
Lineage: Eukaryota; Viridiplantae; Chlorophyta; Chlorophyceae; Chlamydomonadales; Astrephomenaceae
Source: the annotation of a GenBank genome assembly
AUCGACGCCACGAGCGCCGUUUAUCAUCACCCAAUAGAGGCAUUGGAAUAUAGAGCGUAUGACCAUUAGGGCUGUCGGCACUAUCCUGGGAUGCAAUCGGCUCAUAGUCCCAUGCAAGCCGCACGCGAAGGUCAAGCUCAACAUGAAGCCGCAGGUUUUACUGGGCGAUACACAGCCGGGCUUCGUUUCGUGGAGAGCACUUGUGUCCUCCGGCCAUUGAUAGUUGCCGACCCCUUAGCAGGGGUUCUUGCCGGAGAGCGUGGCCUAGCACUUGCCCGGCAGGAGCUAGAGCAGCUCACUCUAUCCCAGGGCCCAGGACGGCACCUGCGUGUACCCGCGCGCAGCCGCUUGAUUGAUGACUGGCUGGAACGGGAGAUUGCAGCCUUGAAGUGCGGCCCUGCCACUGCCUGCCAGGUGGUAUCUCUGGGCGCUGGCAUGUGCACUCGGCCCUGGCGGCUUGCGGCGCUGUCGGGGUGCCACGUGUUUGAAGUUGACCUGCCACAUGUUGCCAGCACCAAGGCGAAGCUGCUGGCACUAGCAGGCGCACAAACAACCCAAAUCGAGCCGCUAGGUUCACCCCGACUGCCAUCACCGCAACAGCAGCCACAGCUGCAGCAGCCACAAGCAUCUCUGGAGCCGCUUGAGCCGCAGAAGCCGGUCUUUCCGCUCAUGGCGGCUACUUACGCCUGCGUGGGGGUCGACCUGGCUGCAUGCUGCAGUGGCGGUAACGGCAACCCCGACGGCGGCAGCGGCUGCGGUGGAGCUGACAGCGGCAGCGGCUGUGGUGAGACCAACCACAGCGAUGGAAGCAACGCCAGCAGCAAUAGCAGUAGCAGCCUGGCGGCGGCGCUGAUAGCCCAGGGUUUCGAUCCGGCCCUCCCCACAUUGUGGGUGCUGGAGGCGCUGCUGUACUACAUGCCGCUUGCGGCUGCAAGUGACCUGUUGGUGCAGUUGAUUGAGGUUUCGGAGCCGAGGAGCCGCCUGGUGGCCACCUGCGUGGACCGGGAGCUGCUGGAAGCCAGCAGACGAGGAGUGCCCAAGGGUCACGUGUUCGCGGAUCUCUGGCACUUUGAUGCGGGGGAGCUCUUGUACGGCACGGAGGCAUUUGCCGGGCAGCACUGGCAGGUGGACUGGCGGGAGACCGAGCGCAUGGAGGGCAGCCAGCAGCAAGGGCAAGAGGAACAGCAGGAGGGGCAGCAAGUGCAGCAGCAGGGGACGGUAGCAGGAGCAGGCGACUCCCAAGGUGACCAGCAGCAGCAGCGGCCAGCCAAGCGCCUGCCCCGAAGCACCCGGCAGCUAGCACUGGAGAGGCUGGGUGCGGACACGUACGUGGCGUUGUACGGCGGUAGUGAGCUGCUUUUCGUGGCGGGAGUACGACAAAAGCAGUAGUUUUGUACGGCUUUAGCGGCUGCAACUGUUGCUGCAAUGGCCUUUGUAUGAUGGGGUCGAUGGCAUUUGCUGGUUCCAUGCACUUCAUGUUACCAUUUAGAAACAGCUUCAGAUGAUCGUGGGUGAUUGGGGAUGGGAGCGGUCGCCCAUUAGGAAGAUAUCGGUGCUAGGGGCAGAGCCACGAACAUGUCGAACCGAG